Molecule: messenger RNA, 795 nt
Organism: Ilex paraguariensis (yerba mate)
Lineage: Eukaryota; Viridiplantae; Streptophyta; Magnoliopsida; Aquifoliales; Aquifoliaceae
Source: the annotation of a GenBank genome assembly
AUGGCUGAAGUGGAGGAGCAUGUUGAACUUAAAUUCAGAAUCUAUGAUGGAACAGAUAUAGGUCAUGGCACGUAUGCAUCAUCUACUACUGUUGCCACUAUUAAACAAAGGCUUGUUGCUGAGUGGCCUCAAGAUAAGUCCGUUAUGCCUAAGAUUGUAAGUGAUUUGAAGCUUAUACACGCUGGAAAGUUUUUGGAAAAUAGCACGACACUUGCUGAGUCCAGAGUGCAUGUUGGUGACGAUCCUGGAGGCGUAAUUACAAUGCAUGUGGUGGUACAGCCUCCUGUUGCUAAUAAAAAGACAGACAAGGAUCAGGAUGAGAUGCGAAAGAACAAUUGGUGCUCUUCUGGACAAAGAGGAGUGAAAAUCUCAUUUGCCCCAGCUGAGUUUGUGAUCCCCCCUAGCUGUUGGAGGCAAGACUUUAUUCUCAGUUGUGAUGGGCUUAUAAAAAGGCAAGGCUGCUAUCGGGGUUCUUGUAAGGGACGGGAUCUGUACAAAGGUCCUGGCAUCUUCAAGCCUCCAAGCAGAAGCUAUUGCGGUGAGAGAAGCAUGUCUGGUAGCAAGUGCAGCACAGAUAAAGCAUUCAAGAGUUGAGAGUGAUUGUCAAGUGAUUAUUAAACUGUCCUCAGCUGAAGAUGACUCCCCUUGGGAGAUCAGUGCUCUAGUGGCCGAUAUCAGAUUUUUUGCCAAUCAUCUCCAACUUAGUUUUUUAGGCAAGCCAAGAACCCUAAAUAUUGAAUGAAUGCAACGGUGAUACCAUGCCAUCAUUAAUGACAUGGUAUCACCAACCAAUAA